This is a messenger RNA of Acipenser ruthenus (sterlet), 8024 nucleotides long. RefSeq names its product SAM and SH3 domain containing 1a (gene sash1a). Gene Ontology annotation, molecular function: protein binding. NCBI's taxonomy places the organism in Eukaryota, Metazoa, Chordata, Actinopteri, Acipenseriformes, Acipenseridae. The transcript is spliced from 20 exons. Bases 1477 to 5985 code for a protein of 1502 amino acids. The record is from RefSeq and is a predicted model, not a curated record.
GAUUUGGGUGUAGUUAUCGCAGUUGCUGACAGGGGGCGCAAGAGUAUAAUGUCCAGGGUUGUGUCGAGAUACAGCACAGCACACAGUGUAGCUGGGGGAGUGUAUGGAGGCGAGAGCAAGCAACUUCAGAUUAGAGAGAGGGCAAGGGAGUGUUGAUUCACUUGAAACGACAUUUAAUACCAAACCAAUACAAAGUCUUCACUUUUGAAAUUCUGAAGCUAAGGAAAGCACAAGAACCCUACUUGUGUUUCUACUGUGAACAAGUUUAUGUUGCGGGAAAAUUAAUUAACUCGGUGGACUGAGCAAUAUUGUUUGGAUUGAAUAAAAUAAGUGUACAGACAAUAUCGUACUUGAAGAACAGAACAAACUGAACAGUGCUAUAACAAAACGAAGCAAACAAGUUGAAAACGAUGAAAAAUAACCACGGGAAGUGGACACGUUGUACAGCCUGGAUAAUUCGGUCUAGCCUCUUUUAGAAAUGCGUUUGGUAUUUGCAGUUCUUAGUGCAGAGUCACCCGAGCAAGGGGAAAUACUGUUCCCGGAGCGUUUGGAUACUAAAUAGCAAAGAAGCGGGGUACAAUUAACAAAUAACAAUUGAGUAAAGAGACAAGAGCAUUCAUUUAUGGUGAACAGGGAAUAACACUGUUUUCCUGAAAUUAAGCAAAAGAAAAGGGGGAGUGGACAAAAAAAAAGCGAAACAGCAGAGGACAUUUGUACAAGCAUGCAACUUCUGACAUUGGUGUCUGCAGCCUAAACUUGGGAUGGGACCUGAAUUGUGUUUACGAAAACAAAACAAACGUGAGUGGACAACUUAAGUCAUCAGAAAAGCACAUUAUGUAUGUAUUGCGUUGAAUGCCUGGAUGUUAUAACACCGCUCUAUAACCGCAUACAGAGGAGGCGAUUUUUUAAAAAAAUAUAUCAACAUCGACCAGGUGUUAUGUUGAAAACGAAAAAAAGAGACAUUUUGUGACGAGGAAAGCAUUUUUUAAAGGGUGGUUUAUAUGAAUGAACUGCUAGCAUAUGUGUACGCACGCUAGUUUGAAAAGUUAAUGUUCCAAUUGUUGAUUCUCGUGCUGUUAAAGCGCUGUUGCUUAUUGUGAACUGUCAAAAACGUGGAUUACCUGAAUCCACGUUUUACUUUAAAUUAUCUUGGUCGAAUGGCUGUUUUUGAUAGAGUCGGAAUAUUGCUUCUGUAAUAUUUCAAAUAGCAUUUGUAAUGUAUUAUCAGUUGCUGAAUUUGAUCUUGGCAAUUAAACGACAUUUGAACACGAAGGACGGAAAAAGCCAAAUGUGAUGAUUACGAAUUGGGCAACAUAUUGUCCCCAGGCAAUAUAGCCAACCGGGAAAACACACUUAUUUUUUUAUUCUGACAUAUUCAAAUCACAAUACAUACAAAUCAAUCGUGCGGUAAGGGAGUUUAAAAAAAAAAUCACAUUACAACAAUCGUACUGCAUUGCAAACAUUGUAUUUGCAACGAUGAGUACCAAUAUCGUGUAUGAAUGGCUGAAGACUCUCCACCUCUGUCAGUACGUGGAAUCCUUUGUGGAUAAUGGCUAUGAUGACUUGGAAGUGUGUAAACAGAUUGGAGACCCUGACCUGGAUGCUAUCGGAGUCUUCCUGCCUCAUCACAGGAAAAAAAUUAACGAUGCAGUGAAGAGGUUAAAAGAAGAGGAGAAAGAAACGGCUACAGGACUGUACUUUACCCUGGAGCCCGAGAUACCCCCCACUCCGGGAAUCUACACCGGCCACACGAUGGAGCAAUACGAGUCCAAAGUGAGGGGGGCCAGAUCUUAUACUGAGCCCAAAGUCGAGAGGGUCGGGAGGAACCCUGGAUAUCAGGGCACAAGCAGGAACCACCAGCAUGGUACUUCCAAAGAGCUGGUCACUUACCCCAAACUCAAGCUGAAGAUCAUGAUCAGAGAUAAGCUGACCCGAGAUGGAAUAAACCUCAGUAAACCACCGUAUUCUAACAAGGAUGGUUCAUUGGGAAACAUUGAUGACCUGGCCCAGCAGUACUCUGAGUAUUACAACACCUGCUUCAGCGACGUAUGUGAGAGGAUGGAGGAGCUACGCAGACGCAGAGUGUCUCAGGAAAUUGAUGUGGAGAAACCUGAUGCCAGCCCCACGUCACUCCAGCUCCGAUCCCAGAUUGAAGAGUCGCUUGGCUUUAGCAGCACAGUGUCCACGCCAGAGGCCGAGAGGAAGGUGUCCCUUCACAAGUCAAGCUCUGAAGAUGGAUCAGUAGGAAAGGGGGACUGCAAGAAGAAAAACAAGUCUUUCUGGCAGAAUUUUCGCAAGUCACAGAAGGGAGUCAUGCGGCAGACUUCAAAAGGAGAGGACAUUGGGUAUGUGGCCAGUGAGAUCACAAUGAGUGAUGAAGAGCGAAUCCAACUCAUGAUGAUGGUGAAAGAGAAGAUGAUAACUGUGGAGGAGGCUUUGGCCAGGUUGAAGGAGUAUGAGACCCAGAGCAGACAGUCCAGCAGUACUGACAAUGCAGAAUGGAUCGAUGGAUCCAAUCCAAAUGUAAACGAGUCCUCAAACUGCAAUUCCCGAGAGCAGUCUGAUGAUGAAACUGAAGAGUCAGUGAAGUUUAAGCGGUUGCACAAGCUGGUGAAUUCCACCCGCAGAGUGAGAAAGAAACUGAUUAAAGUGGAAGAAAUGAAAAAGCCCAGCACAGAAGAUCUGUGUUUUGAGAGCUCCCCCAUGUGUGAGGACAACUCUGCUCUCUACACGGGGGUGCAGAAGAAGUCCCAUCUCCCCCAAGAGGACUCCUUGUCUCCCCUGCAGCAGCUCUCCUUUGAGGAGGACUCGGACAGCCUGACUACCUCGCCCUCCUCCAGCAGCCUGGACACCUGGUCGGGCCAUAAGCUGAUCAAGACCUUUGGCAAGUCCAGUAGCAGUCACGGCCUUUUCCAGCCGUCCAAGAAAUCUGGAAGCGGCUCUUCCUUCUCCUCUGGAGUAGAGGGCUGUGGCGAGGAGGACCAGGUUCAAAAGGUGUCGCGCUCCAUGACAGACGGCGAGAUGAGGAAGGCCUUGAGCCCAAUAAACCAUGCGGUAAGUAGCGAGAGCAUUUACGGCUUUUAUGGCAUGACCAGGCCCCGGCACCGCUUGCUGGUGUCCCUAGAGGAAAUCCAGACUGUCAAGAAGCAGGUGCAUCUCAAGAAAAUGGAUUCCAACUACUCCUAUUCAAGGCACUUCCUCUACCAGAGGCCCACUACCAAGAUGGCAGCAUCUUCGCCCUCCCCAGCCCAUAACGACCUCCAGCUGUUCCAGGAGAAAGCUAAGGGAAGUGGCAGUGGAGGCGUGGGCUACUGCUUUCCUAACCGCAAGCUGAGGGGUCGGACAGCUGUUAGUGAGUUUAACAUCACCUACGUGGUGGAAAGGAGCCUCUAUGGACACUUGAACUGGUCUCAGCUGGUACAGCCAGUGGUGGACAGGACACUGAGCAAAGCCGAACGGAAUGAUCUCCAGCGCUGCCUGCUAGAGGAAGAGGGGGAGGCUGACAUGAAGUGGGCGGCAACCGUGGACCAUUGCACGAAAAGGGUGCUCUUGCGCAUUCAGCAGAAGUCUAGAACCUGUAGCUUUGGAGGAUUUGACUUGACAAAUCGAUCACUUCAGAUCGCAAACAAUGGCUGUGAACAAACAGAAGCGAUUUACAGAGAAGUAGUGAAGUCUCCCACCACAUCCCGGUUAUCCCUUGGUAAGAAGGUGAAGUCUGUGAAAGAGACGAUGAGGAAACGAAUGUCCAAGAAGUACAGCAGCCCCCUCUCUGAACAGGAGUCAAAUCUUGAUGGGAUGCCCAGUUCCCCUCAGUCUCCGCAGCCAGUCACAGAUUCGCUGGAGAAGCCCAAGCUGAAGGCCGGAGGGUCUGUGGAGAGUCUGAGGAGCUCACUCAGUGGGCAGAGUUCAAUGAGCGGUCAGACAGUGAGCACAACAGACUCUUCCGCCAGCAACAGGGAGAGUGUGAAAUCUGAAGACGGUGAUGACGAGGAGCCCCCCUACAGGGGUCCGUUCUGUGGCCGAGCCCGGGUUCACGCAGACUUCACUCCCAGCCCCUACGACUCCGACUCCCUCAAACUCAAGAAAGGAGAUAUCAUUGACAUAAUCAGCAAGCCUCCCAUGGGCACCUGGAUGGGUUUGCUGAACAACAAGGUGGGGACGUUCAAGUUCAUCUACGUGGACGUGCUAAGUGAGGAGGAGGAGAAGCCCAAGAGGCCUGUGCGGAGGAGGAGGAAGGGCCGCCCCCCCAAACCCAAGUCAGUGGAAGAUCUCCUGGAGCGCAUCAACCUCAAGGAGCACAUGCCAACUUUCCUGUUCAAUGGCUAUGAGGAUCUGGACACUUUCAAGCUGCUGGAAGAGGAGGAUCUGGGUGAGCUGAACAUCAGCGACCCUGAACACAGAGCCGUUCUGAUGACUGCUGUGGAGCUGCUGCAGGAAUACGACAGUAAUAGUGAUAUGGAGAAAAGCUCUCACUCAGGCUCCCAGGAGACACUCCUGUCAGACGGGCAAGGCCUGACUGGGGAGUCUCCCCGGGACUCUGGCUGCUACGAGAGCAGCGAAAACCUGGAGAACGGUAAGAUCAGAAAAAGUCUGUUGUCCACCAAAUCCUCUGCAGAACCUGAAUCAAACAGUCACCAGUUGGUCAACUACCCCACCCUUCCACUGACAAAAUCCACCGAGGCCUUGCAGCAUCCCAAGAAGGAGCGCAAGUUCAGCAAGCGGCAUUUCCCCAAGCCUUCCGUCAAGUCCUUCAACAUCCUCAGCUUGAAGAAGAACCGCCAGAGUCUGCUGGUGCCUGCGAGCCACAGCUGUGAGAAUCUGGGUGGACAGCAGUUGACUCAGGACCUGUGGAAACGUUCUCGCUCACUAGGGGACCUCCAUAGUGAGCAGAGCUCUGAGAGCAAGAAAAUCCAGAGUUUGGAGUUCAAAGUAGCUAGGCCCAUCAGUAUUUGUGCAGACACUUUGUGCGACCAGGGCAGCAGAAUGCAAUCUCCCAGCACUACCAAAGGGGGAGAAACUGAACUGAACUUACAUUUGAAUACAAUCGAACUAGAUACAAACUGUGGCCCUCAGUCGCACGUAGCUUUACAGAACUCCGUAAUCAUGAGUGAUUCACAGCUCCCGAAGACUGACCUAGAAGGACCCAAAAGCCCAGUCCCCCAAGAGCAAGCCCCAGAGAAGAAUGAAGUGAGGUGCGGCACAAAGACACAUUCCAAAAAGCCAUUGCAGCCUCCUCCAGUUCCUGACAAGAAAUGCAGGGACCGCUUAACUAAUGGCCUUUAUCAUCCAACCUUGAUCCUCCCUAUCGCAGAUGCACUCUCUUUACCCUUAAAAAAUGCCAGUCUUUCUAGUCCAAUUGACUGUGGACCACCCUGUGCCUCUCCCGAAGAGGAGCCAGGCACCCCCCCAGCUACAAGGCCACCUUGGCUCUCCGAUCUCCCAGAGACGGCUUGUCUGCAGAUGCAUGGUGUCAGACUGGGCCCAGCCUUGGGAAGGAAAAUCCCCCACACAAGAGUGGCUGACCUAGAAAUGCUGCUUGAGGAAAGGUUAGAGUCUGAGGGGAUCGAUCUCACCGAGGAGCCUUAUUCAGACAAGCAUGGUCGUUGUGGCAUUCCAGAAUCCCUGGUGCAGAGGUAUGCUGAAGACCUGGAGCAGCCUGUUAACAAUGUGGCUUCAAACAUGGACCGAGUUCGGGUGAAGCAGCUUCGGAAACAGCACCGCAUGGCGAUCCCCUCUGGAGGUCUAACUGAAAUCUGCCGGAAGCCUGUGUCUCCAGGACAUCUCAACUCAGUCUCUGAUUGGUUGGUUUCUAUCGGACUGCCCAUGUACCUAAACUUGUUCACAGCAGCAGGAUAUGACACGCUGAACCAAAUAGCCUCCCUGACAGAGACUCAUUUCCAGGAAGCUGGCGUCAAGGAGGAGCGGCAUGUAAACAGGCUGUUAGCAGGGGCUAAGCUGGUGCAACCUGACGAUGCUCAGUUAUAACGAAAAAACAGGGACUUCAGCUAUUGUUUCUUGUUUAGUUUUCUUUUCUGGUGUUUACUGCAACACCUGACUGCCAAGUAUAAACAUGGGAGGCCUUGUAAAGACUGAUUGAACUGCCUUGUGGGUGAAUAAAAGUACUUCAUUUGGGUCUCUUGCUUGUUGUAGCACUAGUAAGCAACAAGAGGUGUUAGCUAGGUCAAAGAAGCUUUUUCUUCAUUCCUACUUCAUUUACAACUUUUGUAGUUCCAGCUAGUUAAACAACGCUGUUGAUACCGUAGUAAUUAUCCUGUGUCUGCAAGGAAUCAAGUAUAUUGUCUUGCUAUAUACAAUGCAUUUUUACUUUGCCUUACAAACAAAUAUGUAAAAUCAGUUUAGUGAAUAUAUACACAUGUAACCAGCUGUUUUAAUUAUCAGAAUGUACUGCAAAAUCCAUCUACUUCUCCAAGAUUGUUUUCAAUAUAGGAGCUAUUUGUGAUGUAUCUGUUUUGCUAUGUAUGUAUAAUAAUUUUAUUCUGAUAUUCAUAUAGUCAGUGUUCUACAGUGAAGCUGUGCGUUCAGACAUGGCAAAUCCAACAAGGUUUCCAAGGCUUGGAGAACUCAUUUAAUUCUACAGAAUUAAUAACAUGUAAGCUUGGUGCUGUGGAUAUUAAAGUAGUUUACUAUAGAACUGCAUCAAUAAGUACAUUUGUUAGACAUGACUUUCUAUACUGGCCAAGAUUUACAAAAUAUGAUGGGCAUUAUAGAGGAAACGACAGGGGUAAGUGUGAAUAAUGAUAUUAUUCUUUUCAGUUUUAAUUGAAGACAGUAAACUGGAUUUGCAUAUUUUUCGGAAUAAUUUAGGCCAAUGUUUACAGGAUUAUUACAGAAGAGUAAAAACUUGAAGUGUUUAGGGAAAGUUGAAACCCUGUAGUUCAACUGAAAUUGUAUUGCCCCCCCCCCCCCCCCCCCCCCCAAAAAAAAAAAAAAAAAGAAAAAGUGUCUUUUAAGCAAGUCACUAUUUCAAAGACUAUGUUGUUCAGAUUUACCAUAAAUUUCCAUUUAGGGAAUUCCAAAAGAUGCUUCUAGAAGCGUGUUUGUGGUCUGUGGAUAAUAACCCAAUGUAAAGUGUAAAAUGUUGUAUUAUACAUUGUGCCAGUGAACUGCCACCCAGUAUUACCAGGAUAUGAACAGUGGAAUAUACAUCUAAUUUUCAAGGAUGUUCUAACAAGAUGGCGGCCAUGCAGUUACCUCACAAUCAGCUUUCAUUAUAACUGGUGCAAUAUAACACAAAUUCUAAAAGCAGUGGCACAUAGUUCAAAUUUAAGGAGCUUAAAACACCAGCCCUCCUGGAGACACGAAUCAUCUGUGGGAACUUCAUUUUAACAGCUUCAAUAGUCUUUUUUUUAACAGUCCUUUUACUUAUUUAUAAUGUUUGCCUGUUUUGAAAUGUUUUAUUGCCAUGUUAUUUCAAUAUAAUAAAGGAGUCUGUUCAGUGUUGGCAGUUUAUCUCCAGGCCAUCUCAAUUCUAGGUAAAGACAGAUAUUAAAAAAAAAUAAGAACUCAAUAUUGGAGCAACAGAACCUAAAACUACUCAAAGUAUUUUGAAACAUCAUUAAAAAAGGGGGUAAUUAAAAUGACAUUUUAAAACUGCUUAAGAAACUGAAACUUGUUUAGGUAUCAUAAGGGUAAUAAUAUAUGUAUAUAUAUAUAUAUAUGUAAUACCUACAUUUCAAUUAAUUAAGACAAAUACCACAGAUGCUUUAGAUAUUGUAACUGUAGAUAAUUAAUAUGAAGACAUCCGGUAGAACACUUAUCUUCUGUGAGGCGUGACUGUAGCCUAACAGUGCCGUUAACUGAGUGGUGUUUGCUGACUUAGCCAGUGUGUGUUACCUCAAUGUAUCUUAAAACAAAGGGUUUAACUGCCAUUGCCAAGAAAUACAACUCCUUUGACAUCUUGAUUGAGAUCUGAAAUGACACCACAUUUGUGUCAAAAGCUGGGCAAAAACAAACAAAAAGCAAACAAAAAAGUUCAAACUUCAGAUCUUUUUAAACUAGCAAAA